AUACGCGGGCACUUUGUUGUUGUAGGUCCAAGCAGUUGGGCGGUGCGCUAGGCUAACCGUUAUAUUCUUGUUAAUAAUAGGACUGAUUUAAACAAGUUGCGCGUGCAUUGUGCUUACGAAAGUAGAUUCAGUGUGCAGAUGACUGGCGAAACAGCGAGUUCCCAAUUUGGUGCCAAUUUCUCGAUUUUCAUGGCCCGGGAUUUACUUUCGAGUGCUGCGUCGUAGAACGUUGUUUUUUCUAUUUUGCUCCCCAAGAAGUGACGUCGAACCGGAAAUAUACAAUAUACAUACGACUCUUUUGCUUUUCCGCGUGUUUAUUGUGCUUAUUUUUUAUGUGCGUGCGACAGCCAGUGCCCAGAAAAUAACUCUAAACGAUGAGAGUAGUGCUGAUGCAACCAGAAGAAAUAGUGAUGCAAACAGCGCCAUAAGUAGUGGCAGCCAAACACGAAACUGUCCUUGGAGGAACAAUGGUGCAGCUUAAGGAGCAACAUCAGUGUAACUAACAGCAAACGAAGCAGUAAGCAGCCACAAGCAAACACAGCAGGCGCAACAUUAGUAUUCAGAGCAAUAAGAUCCCAAAAGCUGCGUGCAACGACAACAGGCAGUGCAAAAUGCUGCUGGCGGAUAUCGGGCAACAUGAAAACAUGCUACCGCCCCCCUACGUAGCAGCAAUCAAGCGAAAGACCGAUCCAGAGCAACCGCAGCAACGCAAGCAGCACAGGAGCAACAUCCUCGGAAGCAACAACAGCAGCAGCAUCAACGGCGACAUUCGACACCUUCAGAGGCAGCAGGGCAAAAUGUAUUACAACUCCAGUUCACGAACCUUUUGGAGAAAAUGCAGAUCGGCUGCCCCAACGAAUCUCAUGACCACAAUACCCACUAACAACGACUUGUGCAACACAGCAGCAGCGGCAGCAUCAGCGACAACAUAUGACAAAAUGCAGAGUUGCAACAAGGACAGCUGCAGCAGCACCACCACCACCAACAACCACAACAUUACUACAAGUAGCAACAUCGGCGGCAGCAGCAGCCACAAGCGCUGUCCUCAGAAGUACACCGGCAACAACCUAGCCGCCAACAGCAACAUGCUGGCCUACCAGCCGCAAGCCACCGCCGGUGGCAAGAACUCCACUCGCAAGGGUCGUCACAACAACAACAAGCAAAAUCAGCAGCAGCAACAGCGGCAUCAGUUUGAACAUAUCCAGAAGCGCAAUGGAGUCGCUGGAGGCACCGGAUCCGCUGCACCCACAUCCAACUGGCUUCAACGGGGCUACGCGGGAAGGCAGUUUACCAAUUCUUCAUGCAUCGAAGACAAACUCCUAGGCCGACACAAUCCGGGCCAUCGCAAUAGCACCAGUAGCGAGGCGACCAGCGAUGACAUAGAGCUCCCGAGCAAAUCGAAGGGCAACUCAUGCGCCGGCAGCAACCAGAGUCGCUCGAAGCGCCACCAAAAGCAGUCCGGCCAGCAGACUCGAAAUCCCGAUCACAAUGGCCAGAGGACCGGAGCAGCCCCCUUUACGGGCCAGAAAGCCAAGCAGGGGAAUGCCAAGUGGCGCCAGCAGCUUCCCAAUCACAGCAGCAACAACCAGCAGCAGCUUAUGCAACAACAUAUGCAACAGCAGAAGCGCGGCAGAAACAAGAAGCCCGGAAAGUGGAGCAACAACAUCAUUGACGACAAUACGGACAGCAACUUGGUCAAUCACGGCGGCAGCGGUCAGCAGAAGAUUUGCAACAGCAGCUCCUCCUCUGCUCUGAGUUCGCCCACCACAUCGGCAACCAGUUCGCCCGCCAGUUCGCCCACCAGUUACCUCCAUGCGAACGAAAAUCGGAAGCGGAUGGAAGCGGCACUGGAAUGGCGUCGGGAGCAAGGGCUUGGUCGCCAGAACGCCAACUUCCUGGUGCCUCCCCUCCGGCAGUACGAGCAACUGGAGUUGGACGACAAAACCGUGGUGCAGCAACUGCGUCGCCACAUCAUAGAUAAUCAUCUGCUGAGGGUAUACGGCUUUCCCGUGGAUUCGGUGGUCCACGAAGGCGCCAUCGAAAUCUUCAAGUGCAUGCCACACAUGAGUUUCGCAGCCGCGCUGGCGGAAACUGCUCAGGCCGUUACAGUGAUCAACUACCACGACGGACUGACCAACCGCGCCGAGGAGGAGGUGGCCAACUCGACCGACUCGGGCAACAGUUCCCCGCAAUCCUUGGACUCCGAAUCAGGCGGCGAGUGGAGCGGCAGCGAAUGCGAGUCCUCGAACUCAUCGUCCUCCUCCGCCGGCGAAGCCCCGCUGGGUCUCGAGCUAAAGUACUGCCAUUUUGUGUCGGUGGAAAGGAGUCUGUCCAAGCCUUGUGCGCGCUGCAAGCGCCACUUUCUAGUGGACGAGCUGACGGGUCAGUACUUGACCCAUGAGGAGUGCCAAUACCACUCAGGCAAGUACCAGCGGUACUACGAUGGCGUCAGGCACGGACGCUGGACGUGCUGCAACGAGGGCGAGGAAUCCUCGCCGGGAUGCUGCCUGGGCGACCGACAUGUGUGGUCGGGAUCGGUUGUGGGGGUCAACGGGCCCUACUACGACUUCGUUAGGACCGAGCACCGAAGAUCCAGCGGGGACCAGCCCGCCGUAUACGCCCUCGACUGCGAGAUGAGCUACACGGGUCGAGGUCUGGACGUGACCAAGGUCUCCCUGGUGGCACUCAACGGGCAAUUGGUGUAUGAGCAUUUCGUUCGGCCCGUGUGCGACAUAAUAGACUACAACACCCAGUAUUCGGGCAUUACGGAAACGGAUCUGUGUUCCGGAGCAAAGAGUCUGGCCGAGGUGCAGAGGGAUCUCCUUCAGCUGAUCACGGCGGACACCAUCCUUAUCGGACACGGACUGGAAAACGAUCUGCGAGCGCUGCGCUUGGUGCACAACACCCUGAUCGACACCUCCAUUAGCUUCCCGCACUGCAAUGGGUUCCCCUACCGCCGAGCCCUGCGUCACCUCACGAAGGUUCACCUGAAGCGUGACAUCCAAACGGGCGACGGCACAACGGGACACAGCAGCUUCGAGGACUCGCGCGCCUGCAUGGAGCUGAUGCUGUGGCGGGUCAACCGUGAGCUGGAUCCCGCUUGGAGCUGGGACGAUUAGAGGACUCGAUCGGGGGCGAAUCGGCGUUAUUUGGGGUGGGGUGGAAGGUUGCGGGAUGGGCAGCAAGUACUUUUAGUUGUUAAGCCAGCUCGUACUAGUACUGUAUUCAAAAAACACAAUCGUAAAAUCUCAGCUGGGUAUCUCUCCUGGCAAUCGGUUUCUAUAGCACAGACUAACCGACUUAUCUCGGUUAUACGUAUAGGUGCCCAUUGCCAGGGGUUGGCUCAGCAUAUACAUAUACAUAUACAAUAUAUGAAGUAAAUCGCAAAAUUGAAAUGACAAAAAUGGCAAAAGAAAGCAAGCGAAGGAUGAGGAGGACAAGCAAAUAACUAUAUGCGGUACAUAAGGAACAUUUUGUAAGCGUAUAUUUAUAGAUAAAUAUUACUUUAAUCUACAUAUGUAUAUACACAUAUUGUUUUUUUUUCUUGAUUAAUUUCGAGCCACGAGAAAAUGUACUGAAGUUUUAACUGUGAUGUUUUUUCACUUUCUCACAUAUUUACACGACAAACGGAAAUGAAAAGUAAAAGCUUAAAGAAAGAAUAGAAAAUACAAAAAUAUAUACAUACAUGCCCGCGCACAUUAUUUUUUUAAGAAACGCUAAAGAAAGGCAAUCCAAAUAAUUUUAAUUUUGACCAAAACUUUCAACUAAAAUCACUCCAUUUAUCUUCAUUUACCAAUUAGGUUUCGUUUCGUUUCGUUUUUUACCCCCAAUCAUUUCUUUUAUUUUUUUACGAAUAAAGCAUCUCAUACUCGUAUACAAAAGGAAACGAAGAAAAGUAAAGUUUAACUUGAACUAGUUUAUACACUAUGCGUAAUCGUAAGUUAGGUUAACCUAAUGUUUUCUGUAAACGUUUAGAUUAUUUAUUUAACGAAUCACGCGACAAGUUCAUUGAAAAUUUAUUCAAGUGUAUAAUUUUCCACAUUGAACUCCAUUUUAGGCUAAGAAAUACUUUUCAUUUUCUCUCCAGAAACUGUCGACGUUUUUAACUAUGAUUCCUCGACUCUGGUGUCUUAUGAAACGAGCCGAGGAGCACUUUAAUUGAAAAUCGAUGUUCCUAGCAGAAUAAGUUUCAGCACAAAUACACUGCGCCAAGCAGAUGUCUUUAUAUUGAACGGAAAGAAAGCGAAGAGUAAUGCAAAUGCACAACGAAGAUUUCAUGAGAAUAAAAUCAAACAAGAUUUGUCUAAAACUAAA
This is a messenger RNA of Drosophila sechellia, 4314 nucleotides long. RefSeq names its product RNA exonuclease prage (gene prage). Lineage: Eukaryota; Metazoa; Arthropoda; Insecta; Diptera; Drosophilidae. Gene Ontology annotation, molecular function: nucleic acid binding; exonuclease activity. Gene Ontology annotation, cellular component: nucleus. The transcript is spliced from 3 exons. The coding region runs from base 612 to 3119 and encodes 835 amino acids. The record is from RefSeq and is a predicted model, not a curated record.